AUGCAAGUCGCCGUCAUCCAGGGCGCCCGGCCCGUCGCCAUCCCCAUCUCCUCCAUCGACGCCUUCAACGACGAAUCCAUCUCCGUGUGCAUCAACUACGCCUUCCAGACGGGCGCGUGCCUGCUGCUCCUGCUGGUCGUGCUCAUCAUGACCCCGCCGUCCAAGCUGCUGCGCAGCUCGACCCUGCUGCACCUGGCCGGCCUGGCCGUCUGCAUCGUCCGCAUGUGCCUCCUCAUGGCCUUCUUCCUCUCGCCCUUCAACCACUUCUACCAGUUCUGGACGGGCGACUACUCGGCCGUCCCGCGCCGCCACCUGUACGCCAGCGUGGCCGGCAACGUCGUCUCCCUCGUCCUCGUCGUCGUCGUCGAGGCCGGCCUGAUGCACCAGGCCUGGACCAUGGUGUCCCUCUGGCCCGACCGGGUCCGCUACUCGCUCGCCGCCGUCUCCGCCUCCAUCUCGCUGCUCGUCGUGGCCGCCAGGUUCGCCUUUGCCGUCAUCCAGAGCAGGGCCAACCUCAGCCUCGCGCCCGCCAGGAACCUGGCCUGGGUGGUCCACGCCGCGCUGGUGCUCAACGCCCUCGCCAUCUGCUGGUACUGCGCCCUGUUCAACGUCCGCCUGGUCAUGCAUCUCCUGGUCAACAGGCGCAUCCUGAACCGCCGGCGCAAGGUGGCCCCCAUGGAGGUCUUGGUCAUGACCAACGGCGUCUUGAUGCUCGUCCCCGUCGUCUUCGCGGCCCUCGAAUGGGCCAAGAUCCCAAACUUCGAAUCCGCCUCCCUGACCCAAACCUCCGUCGUCAUCAUCCUUCCCCUGGGCACCCUCGCCGCCCAGCAAAUGAGCCACGGCGGCAGCCUAGCCUACCUCACCGGCUCCAACAAAAGCAGCCAGAAGUCCGGCUCCGGCUCCGGCUCCGGCUCCUCAAAUGCGGGCGAGAAAUCCAGCCGCUCACCCAUGCCCAGUCUGCCUCUCAGCGCCUCCAGCCCCGGCCUCUCCUCGCCACACAACUCUGCUCUGUCGCCGCCCUACGAGCCAGAGGAAUCGCCAAGAAGGAAGCUCGACCAUUUCGAUCUCGAGCUGAGACAGAUUGACUGUACUAGCGAACUUGCCGAUCAUGGGGGGCGUGUUGACACGGAUUUACAACACAAAGAGACGAGAAUCUAG
Molecule: messenger RNA, 1158 nt
Organism: Ustilaginoidea virens
Lineage: Eukaryota; Fungi; Ascomycota; Sordariomycetes; Hypocreales; Clavicipitaceae
Exons: 2
Coding region: 1-1158 (385 amino acids)
Biological process (GO): G protein-coupled receptor signaling pathway
Cellular component (GO): membrane; G protein-coupled receptor homodimeric complex
Molecular function (GO): mating-type factor pheromone receptor activity; pheromone binding
Source: RefSeq, a predicted model, not a curated record